This is a messenger RNA of Drosophila subobscura, 911 nucleotides long. RefSeq names its product cytochrome c oxidase subunit 4 isoform 1, mitochondrial (gene COX4L). NCBI's taxonomy places the organism in Eukaryota, Metazoa, Arthropoda, Insecta, Diptera, Drosophilidae. Bases 237 to 788 code for a protein of 183 amino acids. Gene Ontology annotation, biological process: mitochondrial electron transport, cytochrome c to oxygen. The transcript has 2 exons. The record is from RefSeq and is a predicted model, not a curated record.
UUUUUCCCGUCUCUCGUUCAUGUUGGUUGAGUGAUUGAAUAUGUGAUUUGGGAUUGAUUUUAGGAUUGCCCCCAAGCUAAGCUGUGCCUUCGGACCAGUUGACAACCCUACGCAGCUGUCAGUCGCCACAACUGUAAUAGACAAUUAUAUAAAAACGACAAGCUGUGAGAUUCAUUUCAGCAGGCAAAGCGAUAAGGAGCAAUACAGAGAAUAGAAAAACCAGCAGGCCCGUCAAGAUGUCAAUAAUGCGAGCGCUCUGCUGGCAGUUCGAACGGAAGCUGCCCCACAAGAUGGCACGGAUGGCAAUGGUGCGCCGUGCGACCCAUCACGAUGGUACACGCUUGAUGAGCGGCGAUCGCGAGAUUGUUGGCUACGGCGUCAAUGGAAGUCCCAUCUACAUCGAUUGUGUGGAGUUCCCGUUUCCGGCGAUUCGCUAUCGCGAGGUCACACGCGAUCUGUGUGCGGUGCGCGAAAAGGAGCUGGGCGACUGGACGGCGUUGUCGCUGCAGGAGAAGAAGCUGCUCUAUCGGCAUAGCUUCUGCCAGACCUAUGCCGAAUUCCAGCACUUUACGCCCGACUGGAAAUUGGUAAUGGGCGUUGGUUUUUGGUCAGUCGCCAUUGGGCUGCUCAUUUCGGUGUGGUAUAACUUUAAGCUAUAUGAUCCCGUGCCGGAAACGUAUGCAGAGGAGCGACGCCAGGCGCAGCUGCGUCGCAUCAUUCAACUGGAGAUGAACCCCAUUACCGGUCUAUCCUCCAAGUGGUGCUAUCACACCAACAAGUGGAAGUAAGAAAAGAUCCACCAACUGCACACAAAUCAAUUCCACACAACACUCAAAUCGAUUUCACAUGAACAUAAUAACGCAGAAGACACACAAAUUGUUGCCAAAUAAAUGCAAAUACAAUAUGCCCAA